This is a messenger RNA of Knipowitschia caucasica, 2448 nucleotides long. NCBI's taxonomy places the organism in Eukaryota, Metazoa, Chordata, Actinopteri, Gobiiformes, Gobiidae. The record is from the annotation of a GenBank genome assembly.
AUGACCAGUGUGGAUCCAACGUCCAACAAACUGUUGAAUUUCAACCAGCGUUCUGCGUCUGAGGACUUGGGCUGCAGGCGCGGGGACUUCAGCAGGAAACACUAUGGUUCUGUGGAGCUGAGAGCGCCUGUUUGUCCGCACACCCCGAUAGCUCAGAGCAACAGGAAGUGUGUGGUGUCUGAUGGUUAUUGUUGGUGCAGUGUGGUGUCUGAUGGUUAUUGUUGGUGCAGUGGGGUGUCUGAUGGUUAUUGUUGGUGCAGUGUGGUGCCUGAUGGUUAUUGUUGGUGCAGUGUGGUGCCUGAUGGUUAUUGUUGGUGCAGUGUGGUGUCUGAUGGUUAUUGUUGGUGCAGUGUGGUGUCUGAUGGUUAUUGUUGGUGCAGUGUGGUGUCUGAUGGUUAUUGUUGGUGCAGUGUGGUGUCUGAUGGUUAUUGUUGGUGCAGUGUGGUGUCUGAUGGUUGUUGUUGGUGCAGUGUGGUGUCUGAUGGUUAUUGUUGGUGCAGUGUGGUGUCUGAUGGUUAUUGUUGGUGCAGUGUGGUGUCUGAUGGUUAUUGUUGGUGCAGUGUGGUGUCUGAUGGUUAUUGUUGGUGCAGUGUGGUGUCUGAUACUUGUUGUUGGUGCAGUGUGGUGUCUGAUGGUUAUUGUUGGUGCAGUGUGGUGUCUGAUGGUUAUUGUUGGUGCAGUGUGGUGUCUGAUGGUUGUUGUUGGUGCAGUGUAGUGUCUGAUGGUUGUUGUUGGUGCAGUGUGGUGUCUGAUGGUUAUUGUUGGUGCAGUGUGGUGCCUGAUGGUUAUUGUUGGUGCAGUGUGGUGUCUGAUGGUUAUUGUUGGUGCAGUGUGGUGUCUGAUGGUUAUUGUUGGUGCAGUGUGGUGUCUGAUGGUUAUUGUUGGUGCAGUGUGGUGUCUGAUGGUUAUUGUUGGUGCAGUGUGGUGUCUGAUGGUUAUUGUUGGUGCAGUGUGGUGUCUGAUGGUUAUUGUUGGUGCAGUGUGGUGUCUGAUGGUUAUUGUUGGUGCAGUGUGGUGCCUGAUGGUUAUUGUUGGUGCAGUGUGGUGUCUGAUGGUUAUUGUUGGUGCAGUGUGGUGUCUGAUGGUUAUUGUUGUGUGGUGUCUGAUGGUUAUUGUUGGUGCAGUGUGGUGUCUGAUGGUUAUUGUUGGUGCAGUGUGGUGUCUGAUGGUUAUUGUUGGUGCAGUGUGGUGCCUGAUGGUUAUUGUUGGUGCAGUGUGGUGUCUGAUGGUUAUUGUUGGUGCAGUGUGGUGCCUGAUGGUUAUUGUUGGUGCAGUGUGGUGUCUGAUGGUUAUUGUUGGUGUAGUGUGGUGCCUGAUGGUUAUUGUUGGUGCAGUGUGGUGUCUGAUGGUUAUUGUUGGUGCAGUGUGGUGCCUGAUGGUUAUUGUUGGUGCAGUGUGGUGUCUGAUGGUUAUUGUUGGUGCAGUGUGGUGUCUGAUGGUUAUUGUUGGUGUAGUGUGGUGUCUGAUGGUUAUUGUUGGUGCAGUGUGGUGUCUGAUGGUUAUUGUUGGUGCAGUGUGGUGUCUGAUGGUUAUUGUUGGUGCAGUGUGGUAUCUGAUAGUUAUUGUUGGUGCAGUGUGGUGUCUGAUGGUUAUUGUUGGUGCAGUGUGGUGUCUGAUUGUUAUUGUUGGUGCAGUGUGGUGCCUGAUGGUUAUUGUUGGUGCAGUGUGGUGUCUGAUGGUUGUUGUUGGUGCAGUGUGGUGUCUGAUGGUUAUUGUUGGUGCAGUGUGGUGUCUGAUGGUUGUUGUUGGUGCAGUGUGGUGUCUGAUGGUUAUUGUUGGUGCAGUGUGGUGUCUGAUACUUGUUGUUGGUGCAGUGUGGUGUCUGAUGGUUGUUGUUGGUGCAGUGUGGUGUCUGAUGGUUAUUGUUGGUGCAGUGUGGUGUCUGAUGGUUGUUGUUGGUGCAGUGUGGUGUCUGAUGGUUAUUGUUGGUGCAGUGUGGUGAAUGCUGUUCUGAUUUCCAGCGAUGCAGAUGGGGCCAUACAGCGAGCCGGGCGCUUCAGGGUCGAGAAUGGCUCCAUGGACGAGAGUUCAGACCACACUCCAGGAUCCUGGAGGCGGACGGACGUCCAUCUGGAGAAUCCAGAGUACCACACCAGAUGGUUCUUUAAAUAUUUCCUGGGUAAAGUUCACCAAAACUACGUGGGCACAGACGCAGAGAAGAAUCCCUUUUUCUUGUCCGUGGUUCUCUCAGACCAAAACAACCAGCGUGUUCCUCAGUACAGAGCCAUUCUCUGGAGGAAGUCGGGCACUUUGAAGAUCAGCCUCCCCUACAGCCCCACCAAAACACUAUCAGUCAAGUCUAUACUAAGCGCAAUGAACAUGGAUAGGUUUGAGAGAGGCCCCCGGGAGAUUCUUAACCCUGAUAUUCAGAAGGAUCUGCUGGUGUUGGAGGAGCAGGAGGUGAGUCUGUGGGCACACACUACUAUCGUUGUUAAAUACACUCGCUGA